This is a messenger RNA of Aspergillus niger, 1317 nucleotides long. RefSeq lists its product as uncharacterized. Bases 1 to 1317 code for a protein of 438 amino acids. The transcript has 7 exons. Gene Ontology annotation, biological process: isocitrate metabolic process; tricarboxylic acid cycle. The record is from RefSeq and is a predicted model, not a curated record. NCBI's taxonomy places the organism in Eukaryota, Fungi, Ascomycota, Eurotiomycetes, Eurotiales, Aspergillaceae. Gene Ontology annotation, molecular function: magnesium ion binding; NAD binding; isocitrate dehydrogenase (NAD+) activity. Gene Ontology annotation, cellular component: mitochondrion.
AUGGGGAGAGCGAUUAAGCACGGAGGGGAGGGAUUAGGGAGGCCACAUGCAGGAAAAUGCGCAGCAGCAAGGGCACAGCCAGGACAGGCAGUUCGGAGGGAACGUUUGGGACGUUGGGUUAGCUUGGGAGUUAUCAGAUCAAGCACGGGAAGCAAGACUAGAGCCGGUGGACUGACGGUAACUCGCAAGUCUGUCUUUUGUUCGGUCGGUCCGGGAGCGGCGGUGCCGAGAAUCACUGGAUGGAUUAAACUCCGCACUUACUCCGCCGCUGCCGAUGAGCGCGUCGCUAAGUUCAAGGGUCAGAAGGAUACUGAUGGAAAAUACACUGUUACUCUGAUCGAGGGUGAUGGUAUCGGUCCCGAGAUCUCCCAGUCGGUGAAGGAUAUCUUCGCUGCCGCAAACGCCCCUAUCAAGUGGGAGCCCGUCGAUGUUACUCCCAUCCUGAAGGACGGCAAGACCGCCAUCCCCGACGACGCCAUCAAGAGCGUCCAGAAGAACUACGUUGCGCUCAAGGGUCCUCUUGCUACCCCCGUCGGCAAGGGACACGUCUCUCUGAACCUGACCCUCCGUCGUACUUUCAACCUCUUCGCCAACGUCCGUCCCUGCCGCUCCGUUGCCGGUUACAAGACCCCCUACGACAAUGUCGACACCGUCCUGAUCCGUGAGAACACCGAGGGUGAAUACUCCGGCAUUGAGCACGUCGUCGUCGACGGUGUUGUCCAGAGCAUCAAGCUCAUCACCAAGGAGGCCUCCGAGAGAGUGCUCCGCUUCGCCUUCCAGUACGCUCGUUCCAUCAACAAGAAGAAGGUCCGUGUCGUGCACAAGGCCACCAUCAUGAAGAUGUCCGACGGUCUCUUCCUCAACCUUGCUCGUGACAUUGCCAAGGAGUUCCCCGACGUCGAGUUCGAUGCUGAGCUGCUGGACAACUCGUGCCUGAAGAUCGUUACCGACCCCACCCCCUACAACGACAAGGUCCUUGUCAUGCCCAACCUGUAUGGUGACAUUCUGUCCGAUAUGUGCGCCGGUCUGAUCGGUGGUCUUGGUCUGACCCCCUCCGGUAACAUUGGUGACGAGUGCUCCAUCUUCGAGGCUGUCCACGGUUCCGCCCCCGACAUUGCUGGCAAGGGUCUUGCCAACCCCACUGCUCUGCUUCUGAGCAGUAUCAUGAUGCUUCAGCACAUGGGUCUGAAUGAGCACGCCACUCGUAUCCAGAAGGCUACUUUCGACACCCUCGCCGAAGGAAAGGCCCUCACCGGUGACUUGGGUGGUUCCGCCAAGACCCACGAGUAUGCUGAGGCCAUCAUGAAGCGUCUGUAA